Molecule: messenger RNA, 729 nt
Organism: Acanthosepion pharaonis
Lineage: Eukaryota; Metazoa; Mollusca; Cephalopoda; Sepiida; Sepiidae
Source: the annotation of a GenBank genome assembly
AUGAAAUCAAUUAACCUAACCUCUUUCUUUCUUUUUGUCUUUCUUUCUUUCUUUCUUUCUUUCUUCCUUUUCUUUCUUUCUUUCUUUAUUCCUUCUUUUUUAUUCUUUCUCCGUUCCUUUUCUUUCUUUCUUUUCAUUCACUCUCAUCUCGCUUUGUUUUUCCUUUUAAGUGUCACUUCUGGCUGGCAUCACGUUCACCAUUUUCUGUUGAAUGCAUCGCAACUCCCUACGCCAGAUGUGAGGCAGAAAUUUCAAUCCAUGAAUAUCUAUCUAUCUAUCUAUCUAUCUAUCUAUCUAUCUAUCUAUCUAUGUGUUCAUUUAUAUAAACGAUCUCAAUAUCUAUCUAUCUAUCUAUCUAUCUAUCUAUCUAUCUAUCUAUCUAUCUAUCUAUCUAUCUGUUUCUUUCUUUCUCGUUCUUUUUCAUUCUAUCUAUCUAUCUAUCUAUCUAUCUAUCUAUCUAUCUAUCUAUCUAAGUCUGUUGGGUCCUUUCUUUCCUUUAAAUAUGUUCGUUUUAUCUAUCUAUCUAUCUAUCUAUCUAUCUAUCUAUCUAUCUAUCUAUCUCUUUCUCGGUCAUUUUUUAUUCUAUCUAUCUAUCUAUCUAUCUAUCUAUCUAUCUAUCUCAGUCUGUUUCUUUCUUUCUUUUCCUUUAAAUAUGUUCGUUUUAUCUAUCUAUCUAUCUAUCUAUCUAUCUAUUUAUCUAUCUAUCUAUCUAUCUAUCUAUCUAUCUAA